AUGAUCACCUACGAGACCGGACGAAUGCAAAUCGCCAGUCGAGCAGUCAUGCCCGGAGCGGAACUGACGAUUAAACCCAAGCCGGAACCGGAGGAAGAACCGUCGUCCAUUAGAGCCAAACCACAAUCCGUAUCCCCGAUAACCGGUGCGGAGAAAGAUCUCGUUGACCAACUCACUCCCGAGGGUUAUAUUCCUAUCAUGACGGGCAUGUCCAUAUUCAAAUCCCAGUUUAAAGAUAUUUUGACCCUCCUACCCGGAGAACAACCAAUUCCACCGAGGAAAAAACCACUAGGACCUCGUUCGAAAGCUGCCUCCGGAUCCCUUGCGGUCGUGACUAAAGUCGGUGCAGCCAGUACACAACCAAAAGUACCGUCUAAGGCCACAUCGAGAAGGGCUCGACAGGGACGAAUUGCUCAGCCCCAAUUGACAAGCCUGUACACGGACAAGCCAGCACUCCGCACCCGACCAGGUGUGGCACGUCGAUCUCCUAUGGGCCGCAUACGGAAAGAUGACAUAGAUGCUUUGGUCGAAGCCACAUCCGGAGCGGUUGGUACAGACCUAACAUCAUCAUCUCCACGGACGAUAAGAUUGAUGCCAGAAAGACGAGAGCCCCCGUUCCGUUUUGCAUCCAGUUUCGGUACGACCGUCAGUUCCGGUGGACCGAUCCCAGAAGGUGCAAUCAAUGUUGAACACAGUGUGGGAAAAGAUACCUUACCGGAAGAAGCUCAAGCACAAACAACCGAAUUGGUGAGUGAACAGGUGGGUCAAUUGAGCACGGAAGUUCAUCGGCUAUCCGAAAUGGAAGAGGUCACGCCCCGAGCCACAGGGAUAUGGACAUGGCUUGAUACGCUGUUAGCGUCUCAAGUCAAAUCGACCACCGGACCGCAAUCUGACUAUCAGGCUUUGUCGAGUGAAAUCAAAUCGGAAACAUCACGUAAGGUACCCCGAGUGAAGGGUGACAGACUGAUCAAUCGUUUUGAAGAUAAAGGAGCACAUUUGCAGUACUUGAUCAAAAAUCUGGAAGACGCUGAUCAAUGGACUAUUCAUCUAGAUGCAGAUGAAUCGGAAAUCCAAUUGGAAGAUAUCACAUCGAUGGAGGAGGAUCAAACUAAACGAGCCCAAACCUUGCGACCGAGUAGUCAACUAUUCACCUCGACCAUUCCGCCCACGCAACGAGCAAAACAAAUCCGCAAACGGCUGAUUGAAAAAGGUCUCCUACCACCGAUCAUCGGUCGAAUUCCACACCCAGAGAGUGAUCGUAUGUUUCGUCAGGCUGUUCGAUCUCCACGCGAAUCUACUGGUCUGGACCGUUUCACCACAGAUUUGGAUUACGCAACCAAGUAUUUACAAUCUGUAGUUCCGCCCGGGCGAUUGACUUUGUUGUUGAAUGAUAUCCAGCGAGACGAAACCUCCCCGGACGCAUUGAAUGCGCUUGAGGAAGCUUUGCUCCUGGCAGCCAGUAAAGCGGAAGCAGCUGUGCAAGAGUGGGUCCACUGUGUGACUUUCAUGUUUCAUCAAAAUAUGAACAAACGUAUUUUUCUCUUUUCGAAAUUAGGCUAA
Molecule: messenger RNA, 1560 nt
Organism: Echinostoma caproni
Lineage: Eukaryota; Metazoa; Platyhelminthes; Trematoda; Plagiorchiida; Echinostomatidae
Source: the annotation of a GenBank genome assembly